Molecule: messenger RNA, 3129 nt
Organism: Lucilia cuprina (Australian sheep blowfly)
Lineage: Eukaryota; Metazoa; Arthropoda; Insecta; Diptera; Calliphoridae
Gene: Dis3
Product: exosome complex exonuclease RRP44
Exons: 9
Coding region: 142-3105 (987 amino acids)
Biological process (GO): rRNA catabolic process
Cellular component (GO): nuclear exosome (RNase complex); cytoplasmic exosome (RNase complex)
Molecular function (GO): endonuclease activity; 3'-5'-RNA exonuclease activity; RNA binding
Source: RefSeq, a predicted model, not a curated record
UAAACAUUGCGACCGCUUAAAAUUUUUUUUAAUUUAAUUUUUAUUUUAAUUAAUUAAUAAAAAUAUUAGAAUUGAUUUUUUAAAAUAAGAUUAACUUGUUUAAAACUAAUUUUAAAGAACCUUUAAUAUUAAAAAAGGAAAAUGCAGACAAUACGAGAAUUUACGCGCAAAACAAAAAGGGGAAACAUCUUAAAAAUUGUGCGGGAACAUUAUUUGCGUACAGAUUUGGGUUGUGGUUCUGAUUUGUGUAAUGCCUGUCAACAGGAGGAAGCCGGUGUACAUUUACGCUCUGAUCGUAUGGUCCGUUCUACUCUAUUCAAUUUCCCGCAUUAUUUGGUAUUGGAUACCAAUGUUGUACUACAACAAAUGGACGCUUUAGAGGAGGAUGCUAUAAAAAAUGUUAUAGUAUUAUCCAUUGUUCUGAAUGAGGUGAAACAUCGUAGCACCACUGUGUACAAAAGAUUCCAUGAAGUGGUACAGCAUAAGCCACGUGGUUUCUUUGUGUUUGUGAAUGAGCAUCACAAAGACACUUAUGUGGAACGUCAACCAGGUGAAUCGGCGAAUGAUCGUAACGAUCGGGCAAUACGUUAUGCCACCAAAUGGUAUGAUUCUCACAUCUUGGAGGCCCAAGAUAAGAAAUCAUUUAAGAAGAAUGCUCAGAAGGGAGACAGAACUCGUGUAGUUUUAAUAACAGACGAUGCUGCCAAUAAGGAAAAAGCUGAAAAGGAAGGUAUUCUAGUGGCUACUGCUGAGGAAUAUAUUAAAUCUUUGGUGGAUUAUCCCAUGUUGAUUGAUAAAUUAGCUCGUAAGAGUUUUGAAAAUGAAAAGGAAUCACUGCCUUUGUUCCCCGUUCACCUUAGUCCAUCUGAAAUACUUGAGGGCAUAAGGAACAAUCGUCUUCUACAGGGUUCUUUCCAGGCAUCAAGAGAAAAUUUCCUUGAAGGUGCCGUUAGAGUAGAGAGUUAUGAAAAUCCGAUUUUAAUUCAAGGCCGCGAGGCUCUAAAUCGUGCUAUUGAUGGUGACAUUGUGGCCAUAGAACUGUUGCCCGAAUCCGAAUGGUCAGCACCCAGUGAAAUUGUUUUAGAGGAAUCUGAAGAAGUAGAUGCUGGCGAUGAGCCGGGAACAACACCUGAAGAUAUUCUAGCAGCUGCUGCAUUAGAAGCCACAACAACGGCCCAAAAAACUCCCACAGCAAAAGUUGUGGGUAUUAUUAGGCGCAAACGACGUCAAUACUGUGGCAUUCUACAGCCCAGUCAUAUGACUGAUGCAAUCAGACAUAUAUUUGUGCCAGCCGAUCGUAAAGCUCCUCGCAUACGCAUCGAAACCAGGCAAGCAGAAAAAUUACAAAAUCAAAGAAUAAUCGUUGCCAUAGAUACAUGGCCAAGAUCGUCACGCUAUCCUAAUGGUCACUUUGUUAGAUCUUUGGGUCCUCUGGGAGAUGUAGAAACCGAAAAUGAGGUUAUUUUGCUGGAACAUGAUGUGCCACAUAGUAAAUUUUCGGAAGAAGUUUUGAGUUUCCUGCCCCAAAUGCCUUGGGAAAUUACCAAAGAGGAUUAUGAGAAACGUGUGGAUCUAAGAGAUUUGUAUAUAUGUUCUGUUGAUCCUCCAGGCUGUACAGAUAUUGAUGAUGCUUUGCAUUGUCGUGAUUUGCCCAAUGGCAAUUUGGAAGUUGGUGUCCAUAUAGCCGACGUUAGUCAUUUCAUACGUCCCGGCAAUGCUUUGGACAAAGAGGCUGCCUCUCGUGGUACUACUGUUUAUUUGGUGGGUAAACGUAUUGAUAUGGUGCCCGAAUUGUUAAGUUCCAAUUUGUGUUCUUUGGUGGGUGGCCAAGAGAGAUUUGCUUUCUCUUGUAUAUGGGAAAUGGAUCAUAAGGCAAAUAUCAUAAAUAAACGUUUCCAUAAGAGUAUUAUCAAAUCGAAAUCGGCCAUGACCUAUGAGAUGGCUCAAAUUAUUAUUGACGAUGCUACGCAAAAUAAUGAAAUUGCCAAAUCAUUGCGUAAUUUGAAUCGUUUGGCAAAGAUUCUCAAGAAGAGACGUAUGGAUAAUGGUGCCCUAGUUUUAGCCUCACCUGAAAUUCGAUUCCAAGUCGAUAGUGAAACUCAUGAACCUUUGGAAGUGGAAGCCAAACAAUUGCGUGAUACCAACUCAAUGGUAGAGGAAUUCAUGUUGUUGGCCAACAUAACAGUAGCCGAACAUAUAGCAAACGAAUUCCCCGAAUGCGCCAUGUUAAGAAGACAUCCUAAACCUCCGACCAGUAACUUUGAUCCACUUAUUAAAGCGGCUCAAAAUCAAGGUUUCGAAAUAAAAACGGAAACUGGUUUAGAAUUGGCCAAAUCUUUGGAUGAAUGCGUUAAGCCCGAUAAUCCCUAUUUCAAUACAAUGAUACGUAUUCUCGCCACCAGAUGUAUGAUGCAGGCUUUGUAUUUCAUAAGUGGUACUUUGCAGAAGGAUCAAUUUGCUCAUUAUGGUUUAGCGGCUGAUAUUUAUACACAUUUUACCUCGCCCAUUAGAAGAUAUUCAGAUAUUAUAGUACAUCGUCUAUUGGCAGCUUCAAUAGGUGCCGAUAGCACAUAUGCUGAAUUGUUGGAUAAAAAAUCAAAUGAAGAACUUUGUCAAAACUUAAACUAUCGCAAUAAAAUGGCACAAUAUGCUGGUCGUGCUUCGGUGGGACUUAAUACGCAUCUAUUUUUCCGUGGCAAAGUUCAACACGAAGAGGGUUAUAUAUUAUUUGUGCGCAAAAAUGCUUUACAGGUGCUUAUACCUAAAUUCGGUUUAGAGGGCACUGUUUAUUUAAAUUCUUUAAAAGACGAUGCAAAAAAACUACCCGGAAAUGUUACAUUUACAUUUAAUGAAGAGGACUAUACACAACGUUGCGGUAAUGUAAUAUUCCAUGCAUUCGAUCCCGUCACUGUGCGUUUAAGUUUGGAUUCAACAAAUGUUCAGCAUGAAAAACUGGUCUUUGAAUUGGUCAAACCUUAUAUUAAAGGUUUUAGUGUAGAGCCUGAAGAAACCAAUGACACAGUUAAAGAAAAUAAUGACGUCGAGAUGUCAACGGCUCCUCCACAAAAGAAAAGCAAAAAAUCAAAACAAAAUAAAAAUAAAUAAAAUAAGAAUAUUUACUUAACAGAA